AUGCCUCUUCAUCCUCAUACCAAACGUGCAUUCCCCAUACCCAUUAUCUUCCACUUUUUUCAUUCCAAAAACACCCUUUUGCACUUGUUCAUCUUCUUGAUUAGUUUGUCAAUCGGUUUCGUUGCUGCUUUCUACCUUCGCGACUUGUUUGCCGCCAUUCAAACCGCCAUUUUUUCUGUUCUCCCUCCAUUUUUAUCAUCAACACCACCAUUUCUUGCUUUAACCCUACCACCACCACCACCAACUUCAACCAUACCAUGGCCACCAUUAUCAUUACCACAUGAAGAUACUCUAUCACCACCACCGGAAUCAUCAUCAGAACCACCGCCACCACCACCGGAAUCAUCAUCAGAACCACCGCCACCACCACCGGAAUCAUCAUCAGAACCACCGCCACCACCACCGGAAUCAUUAUCACAUGGAGAAACGCUAUCCCUGUCACCAUCUUCACAACCACCAUCAUCACCACCUCAAGAUACUCGAUCUUCACAACCAAUAUCAUCGCCACCGAUAGAGUCGGCCAUGGAUGUUUCAGUGAAAGAACAAAUACCCAUGAUGCACAAUGGAAGUGAUGAAGAUUUGGUAUCGAGGGUGAUGACAAUUUCGAUCACCAAUACCACUAAUGCCACUAAUGCCCCUUAUAAGGUGGCAUUCAUGUUCUUGACACCAGGACCAAUGCCACUUUUACCCUUGUGGGAAUUGUUCUUCAAAGGGCAUAAAGGUCUUUUCUCCAUCUACAUCCACCCUCAUCCGGAUUACAACGACACCAUCCCUCAAGAUUCUGUCUUCUAUGGCACAAGAAUUACGAGCCAGCCGUUGUAUUGGGGUGAUAUUUCAAUGGUAGAUGCCGAGAGACGACUGCUAGCCAACGCUCUCCUCGACCCUUUAAAUCAAAGAUUCGUGCUACUAUCUGAAUCGUGCAUUCCUUUAUUUCACUUCACCACAACCUACAAUUAUCUCAUUAACUCAAACUUGAGCUACAUAAGCUCUUUUGACGACAAAAGAAAAUCAGGGCGCGGUCGUUACAAUCCACAAAUGUCGCCCAACAUCACGAUCCAAGAUUGGCGAAAAGGGUCUCAGUGGUUUGAAAUUAAUCGUGAUCUUGCUGUUCGGAUUGUUGUUGAACAAAAAUAUUAUAGUAUUUUCAAAGAAUUUUGUCGUCCACCAUGUUACAACGACGAACACUAUUUACCAACGAUGGUGAACAUCUUAUAUGGGGAAAUGAACUCAAACCGCACCGUUACUCAUGUCGACUGGUCGAUCGUGGGCCCACAUCCGAGAAAAUUUGGGCCGGUUGAGAUUACGGAAGAGUUGUUGAAUUCGAUUCGAUUUGGAUCUACAGAAUGUGUUUAUAACAAUAGCACGACGCCAAUGUGUAUGCUCUUUGCUAGGAAGUUUACACCAGCUACUCUAAAGCCGUUGUUAACAUUUGCUUCUUUGUUGUUCGGUUUUUAA
Molecule: messenger RNA, 1455 nt
Organism: Cynara cardunculus var. scolymus (artichoke)
Lineage: Eukaryota; Viridiplantae; Streptophyta; Magnoliopsida; Asterales; Asteraceae
Exons: 2
Coding region: 1-1455 (484 amino acids)
Cellular component (GO): membrane
Molecular function (GO): glycosyltransferase activity
Source: RefSeq, a predicted model, not a curated record